AUGGCUGAGCCUGAGAGACCCCCAACAGGGCCCGCCCAAGCUCGCACAAAGGCUCGCCCUCCUCCACCUCCUUUCUACCUCCCGCUGAACAUCGCCCUCUACCUGUGUCUUAUCGCCAAUGGCCUUGCAGCCUUCUUCUCGCCCAUUCAGGACUGUGAUGAAGUCUUCAACUUCUGGGAACCUGCACACUAUCUCGACCAUGGAUACGGCUUGCAGACAUGGGAGUACUCGCCGGUAUACUCCAUCCGAAGCUGGCUCUACGUGUCUCUUCAUGCCGUAGUGGGGAAGCUGGCGUCAUCGAUGGUCCAUUCCAAAGCUGCUGAAUUCUAUACAAUUCGGUUUUUCCUUGCGGUUGUUUGUGCUGCCUGUCAGACCAGAUUGUACUCUGCGAUCUGUCGGUCCCUCAACCCCCGCAUCGGCCUCAUCUUCUUGAUGAUCACGGUAUUCAGCCCUGGUGUGUUCCAUGCGUCAACUGCCUUCCUGCCGUCCACUUUUACCAUGUACACAUCGAUGCUUGGCCUGGCGGCUUUCUUGGAGUUCAAGGGUGGGCCUAGGACCGCUCAGGGGAUUAUGUGGUUUGGGCUUGGUGCAAUUGUUGGCUGGCCAUUCGCCGGUGCUGUCAUCAUGCCUCUUCUGGCCGAGGAAGUCAUCAUCUGCUUGAUCUCGGGGUCUCUGGGGUCGCUCCUAGUUAAGAUAUUUGAUGGUGCCGCUAGGUGUCUCUCUAUCUUGGCCUUGGAAGUUGCGGUCGACUACGCUUUCUUCAACAAGAUUGCUCUAGUACCCUGGAACAUCGUUGCUUACAAUAUAUUCGGUGGGGAGGAUAAAGGGCCCGAAAUCUUUGGCACGGAGCCGUGGACCUUCUAUAUCCGCAAUCUGCUUUUGAACUUCAAUGUCUGGUUUGUGCUGGCAAUGCUAGCCGCCCCUCUUCUCCUCAUCCAAACCGUGUUCCGGUCUACCGGUACAUCUUUCCAGGCGCUGUUCCGUUCUAUUACGCUGGUCGCGCCGUUCUACAUGUGGUUCACGAUCUUCACCCUCCAGCCUCACAAAGAGGAACGAUUCAUGUACCCAGCUUAUCCAUUCCUGGCUCUUAAUGCGGCCCUCUCCUUCCAUACUAUCCUGAGUUAUCUUGGCUCCGGUAACCCGAAGGAGAUUAUCGGUCGUGUCCCGGUCAAAUUGAAGCUCGCUGCAGUCAUGUCAGUCAUCCUGGUGGCUUUUAAUGCCGGUAUGCUGCGCAUCCUUGGAAUGGUGACCGCAUAUAACGCGCCCUUGAAGGUCUUCGAGCCAUUGCAGGAGGUGAAUGUGAUGGAGACAGGAACAUCCGUGUGCUUCGGCAAGGAAUGGUAUCGAUUUCCGUCUUCAUACUUCCUCCCGCACGACAUGCGCGCCAAGUUCAUCCGAAGUGAGUUCCGAGGUCUUCUCCCGGGCGAGUUCCCAGAUGCGCCGAGCUAUUACUCUCGCCUGGGUGGUGCCUCCCAGAUUCCAUCUGGCAUGAACGAUCUGAAUAUCGAAGAUCCCAGCAAAUAUGUUGAUAUUUCGCAAUGCUCUUUCCUGGUGGACUCUUACUUCCCCAGUCGCCCGGCGACCGAGCUGGAACCUGACUACGUGCUUGAUGAGUCCCAGUGGGAGACUCUAACUUGCCAGAGCUUCCUCGAUACAUCCCAAACGGGAUUGCUUGGACGUUUGAUCUGGAUCCCCAACCUACCUUUCAUCCCCGAACAAUUCCAGCGGAAGUGGGGACAGUACUGCCUCCUGCAGCGGAGGACAAAGGCCAACAGUGUAUAG
Messenger RNA from Penicillium cinerascens, 1782 nucleotides. RefSeq names its product dolichyl-P-Man:Man(6)GlcNAc(2)-PP-dolichol alpha-1,2-mannosyltransferase. Gene Ontology annotation, cellular component: endoplasmic reticulum membrane. NCBI's taxonomy places the organism in Eukaryota, Fungi, Ascomycota, Eurotiomycetes, Eurotiales, Aspergillaceae. Gene Ontology annotation, biological process: protein N-linked glycosylation. The record is from RefSeq and is a predicted model, not a curated record. The transcript is spliced from 4 exons. Gene Ontology annotation, molecular function: alpha-1,2-mannosyltransferase activity. The coding region runs from base 1 to 1782 and encodes 593 amino acids.